AUGUCUGUGUACUCCGUCCACCCUGCUGCCGGGGCACCGGCCUCAUCGGGAGGAGGAUUUCACCACAGCGCACAGAACACAGCGUUUUCCGGCCCCCACACGUACGGCGGAACCUCCGGGCUUCACCCAUCCUCUGGCGGCCGCGGCGGCUACGGCCAACCCCAUCAUCUCCAGCAGCAAAUGCAGCUCCAGCAUCUGCAACAGCCGCCCUUGCCUCCUCCGCCGCACCAACAAUACCAAGGCUUCACGAACGCAGGAAACUACUCGCAACACUCUGCGCAGUCUGCGCAACAGCUGCAACAGGGUCACCAUCCACACGCCUACUCGCAACCGAACGCCGCCACGGCCAUGUCCGCGGCAUCGACACUCGCCACGCCGACCGCCACGGCUCCGGACGCGUCGCUCCUGGCCCAGCAAGGCUCCACUUCGACGUUCAUGUUCCCCUCCCAAGGGGCGGCCGGUGGAGCCCCAGCCGCGGGGUCGGGCCCGAGCGCGCCGCUAAUGAUGGACGCGCAGGGAGCGCCGCUCGGGGCGGCUCAGGUCAGCUCGAGUGUGGCACAAGGCCCCGAGACGGACCACGGCGCGCAUGCGGCCAAGCCUCGGAUGUUGACGCCGAUGGAGGUGGCGCACUCCUUCGUCUACCAGUACUACUACAUGCUGCACGACACCCCGCUCGACCUGCACCGAUUCUACGACUUUGACUCCCAAAUGAUCCGAACGACGGACCGCGACGGCACGGUGCCUCACAGCGCGCCCCACCAUACGGACGUCAGGGCGAUGGGCCAGCGGGAGAUUUACCGGGCCUUUGAGAGAGGUCGUUUCGAGAGGACCACUUGCCGAGUGCGUUUCAUCGACGCACAGGAGAACAAGGACGGAGGGAUGCUGAUUCUCGUCGCUGGCCGCCUGAAGCAUGCAGACGAGGGCCCGGAGAGAGAGUUCGCGCAAACGGUCUUCCUCGCGAAGCAAAAGGCCCCGCGAAACGGUUGGUACGUGACAAACGAGAUCUUCUGUUACCUCGACGCGGCCGUUGAGGAGGUUCAGAACGGAGCGAGGGAAGCGGCGUUGCCUUCGUCGCCAAGCGCUCGAUCUCGGGUGUCUGAGGCGCCCACGGCGGGUUUCCAGCAAGCGGUGCGGUCGCCGACCGCUGCGACCGCGCGCGUGGAAGCACAUGCCGCGACGCAGACCCUCGCCCCAGAGCAAAGCAGCCCUCGAGGCUCGGCGGCCGGCAGUCCCCGUGCGCCGAACGCCGUUGGCUCGCCUCGCGUGGGCUCCGGCGACGCGCCUGCGAGCCCCCGCGUGGUGCCCCUGACGCCUGCCGUCCCCACGACCGCGGAGACACAAGAGACGGGGGAUGAGGCGCGCAAAGCAGCGGGCGAAGGGAAGAAGGAGGCCGGCGCCGAGGAGGCGAAGAGCAACAGCGCGCCGUCCGCAGAGGCGGAGAACCAGUUUCUGGCGCCGCAAAAACCCGCGCCCAAACGCCAAUGGAAGCGCGAGGACGCGCCGAGCCCCGAAGCAUCGGCCCCGGACGCGAACUGGCCCCGCCCCGGCGAAACCAAGCAGCAGGCACAGAAGGCCGACGCGCAACAGCACGCUGAGCAGUUCAACUACGAUCCGAAGAGUUUUGCGUUCAAGGUCGUGCAGAACGCGCAGCGCACGGCAGGCGGACCCAAGGGUUUUGCCGUCCCGGCGACGCGCUCUACCGGCUCCGCGGCCAGCAACGGACGCGCCGGCGCGCAGGAGGAGGGCCGGACGAGCUCGCGUUCGGGCGCUGCCCAGGCGUCUCCAGGUGCCCAGGGGGGCGAGGCUGGAGCCGAAGGUCCCGCGCGAGGCGACGGGCCACCCGCGGGCGCCAAGAAGCUGGUUGUGCUUUCUGAAAUGCCGCCGGAGUUCUCGGUGGACGAACUCAAGAAGGCAGUUGCAGAUCAGCUGAAGAAAUUCAACGAGGGCCAGGCAGUGGAAAUCCGAAAACCCGCGAGCGGACGCACCUUCGGCUGGUUCAUUGAGCUCGACUGCCGCCAGAGUGCCGAGUACCUCAUGCAGCAAGGGCUAUACGUGCGCGGACGACAGAUGCGCCUGGACUUUGCUCGCCAGCAGGGAUCCGGCGGUCCCCGUGGAGGCGGAGCCCGCGGGGGUCGCGGGGGCCGGGGCGGCUGGAACGCGGGGAAGGCCCCGAACGGUCGCGGCGAGUUCUACGGACCCAAGGGAGACCAGGGUGCCUUCGGCGAGGAAGAGAGCCGCUUCCAGCGUCCCCGCUACGCUCGCGGCGAGGGCGCGAACGAGAACGGCGUCUUUGCGGGCUCAGCGUCGGGCCAGAAGGAAGGCGAGACUGGCGCCGACGGAGGCGGCCAGUGGAUCGACGCCGGCAAGAAGAAGAAGGGGCCCGGAGGCCCCGGGCCCGCGGCGGGGGUGCAGACAGGCGCGGCUGCUGGGGCCGGUCAGGGCGAGCGGCGCUUCGGGGCCGGCGGCGCCCGUGGAGGCGCGGGGAGGCCUCGGGGCGGCGGGUCCAGGCGCGGCGGCGGAGACCAGCAGCCGAGUUGGUCGAGGUAG
Molecule: messenger RNA, 2547 nt
Organism: Neospora caninum
Lineage: Eukaryota; Apicomplexa; Conoidasida; Eucoccidiorida; Sarcocystidae
Product: putative ras-GTPase-activating protein binding protein
Exons: 7
Coding region: 1-2547 (848 amino acids)
Cellular component (GO): ribonucleoprotein complex; cytosol
Molecular function (GO): mRNA binding
Source: RefSeq, a predicted model, not a curated record